Bolinopsis microptera is the source of this 3735-nucleotide messenger RNA. Its product is annotated as sodium/calcium exchanger 2-like. Gene Ontology annotation, molecular function: calcium:sodium antiporter activity. The record is from RefSeq and is a predicted model, not a curated record. The coding region runs from base 159 to 3197 and encodes 1012 amino acids. Gene Ontology annotation, biological process: calcium ion import across plasma membrane; sodium ion transmembrane transport; cell communication. NCBI's taxonomy places the organism in Eukaryota, Metazoa, Ctenophora, Tentaculata, Lobata, Bolinopsidae. Gene Ontology annotation, cellular component: sarcolemma; postsynapse; axon. The transcript has 23 exons.
UAAUAUCAGUAUGAUAACGUGAGUCUGCAGCUGGUCUAUGGAACAAUCGCCUUGACAACCAAUAGAAACACUGCUGCUGAGAUCACCACGCUAUCUGAUACUUUUUGUACGCUGCAGCUUAUCAUAACUAAAACAAGGAAUAUAAUCUCACCACCAUCAUGUCCAACGAAGGAGCGGAGUGGGUGGAACUCGCUGAAAGCAAGAAUUUUACCUUUCAGGAGUUUGGGAAUGGAAUUAUCGUGGAAUUUGAGCCUGAUUCACUGAAAGUGUGCGCGUCAUGGCUGCUGUUGCCCGGAGAAAACCUGUGGGGCGCAGGAAUCAGGGGUUUUCUGUACAUUCUUUUCAUGUUUUAUCUUUUUAUCGGUAUUGCCAUUAUAUCAGACAUUUUCAUGGGGGCGAUAGAAGUUAUAACGAGUAAGAAAAAAGUCAUUACUCGCUUCGACCCCAUAACGAAUGAAGCGAAUACCAAAGAAGUCUUGGUAUGGAACGAGACUGUUGCGAAUCUCUCACUUAUGGCCCUUGGUUCAUCGGCCCCUGAGAUCCUACUGGCCUUUGUAGAACAAUUGGGCCUUCUCGCCUCCGGAGUAGAAAUAGACAUUAAUUCAGAAAUUGGUGGUCUUGGUACAUUUACCAUUAUUGGCAGUGCCGCCUUUAAUUUAUUAGUCAUCACUGGAAUCUGCAUCUUCUCUCCAGCCAAAGGGGAAAUUAAGAGGAUCGAACAGUUUGGUGUGUUCUGCACGACCGCGUUAUGGAGUGUGUUCGCCUAUGUCUGGAUUCUUAUCGUACUGCAAUACAACUCUCCCAAUGAGGUAGAGUUGUGGGAAGCAGUAGUGACCUUCCUUUUCUUCCCAGCCCUGAUUCUCCACGCCUGGGCUCAGGACAACAACUGGUGGUGUAUCGGUAAAAAGGCCCCCUUCAUGGUGAAACUUCUGACCACUCAAAAGAAAAAGGGACAGCUCCCCAUGUUCCAUCCAGACUCGAAUGAGCAUCUCAACAAAAACCAUGAGAACCACAAUGACGUUGAAAAAGCAGACGACACACCCGCUGCGCCCGUUGGGGCAUCUAAGUGGGCUGCCUUGAGAAACGCGCCAGAUGCCGCCGAAGAGCCAAGUGGUGAGUCCGCCGCCAAACCUAACCCUUGGGUGAAGUUACUCGACAAGAACAGUGAAGUCCAGGGUGUAGAAGGGGAUCCCAGUCAUCAGGGUCCCACUACCGCUCUUGCUAGAAGCAGGGUCACUGAAACGAGUGCUCUGUCUCGCUCAAGGUUCCGACACGCAGUUCUGAGCUCAAUGAUGGGUACGAGAAGAGUGACUCCUAAACUGAUCACCAGUGCUUCAAGCACCAAGGCUUCUAAACCUCCCCCCAAGAUCGCUACUCUAGUUGAAGUGCUUAGAGAAGCCAGGAGAAAGGAAACUGAACUCCAACGUCUUAGCGCCAUCCGAGGUUUCUUUUACUUCCAUCAGAAGAUGUGCAACAUAAUGCACGACCAAAAGGAACUUGUUCUUGAUGUAACGUACCAACCUAACCCCUCCUUUAGACCUAAGGCUGAAGAGAAGGCCUCGGCAGAUCAGGACAGUGACAGGUUGAAAGCAUAUCUGACAUCACAGCCCAUUCCAAGUGAGGACAAAGUUAAGAAAGAAGAAGAUGCUCUUGCCGAUUCCCCUGAAGCUGAAGACAUUACCGCACUUAUUCAGGAUGGAACUUUAUCCAAGGACUUCCAGUGCACGUACGCUGACUCUAACUACAUACACUUCUCCACUAGAGAUGGGUCUGCCAAGAAGAAUCUUGAUUACGAGCCUGUAUCUGGAGUCUUGGAGUUCAAAGAAGGCGAAAUCAAGAAGCAGAUACGGAUCCCCAUCCUCCACCACGAGGUUGAGUCCCGUCAGGAGGAGUUUAACGUGAUCUUGGAGAACCCGUCCAAGGAGACAGAUCUGGGGGAUCCCAGUAUCUGUACUGUCACCAUCCUGGACAUGUCGAGACGGAAUAAAAAGUGGACCCGGUGGUCCGCCAAAAAAUGGUUCUUGGCACGUAGCCAGAUCUUGGCACGUAUACCUACAUACGAACGUUUCAUAGAUCACGGCACCAUAUCCGUGGACUCUACCCGUUACCAUAGCGACGCGAACCCCGGUGAGAUAAGCAUUGGAGUGAAGAGGAGUGGAGGCAGUGACGGAGCCGUGGCUAUAUCCUACAGGACCAUUGACGCUACAGCUAUUGGAGGAGACUCCCAGAACGACGGAAGCGAUUAUAUCAAACUGCAGGGAACUCUCUGGUUCAGACACGGAGAGGCUGCCAAAACAAUCGACCUUGUUAUCAACCCUAACGCACACCCCCUCCAGGAUCAUAGCACCCUGAUUGUUGCCCUACAGCGCCCUCUACUCGGCGCUACUCUGGGAGAAGAAUGUGCCAUGGUCAUCACCAUCUGUAAAACUGAAGGUUGUCGGGAGAGCAGAGACGAGGCUCUGUUGGCUGAGAUCGCUGGUAAUUACGAUGACGAGGACAAGCCGCUCAAAGAGGCUUAUCUUGAACAAUUCACGAGCGCCCUGACGAUGGGAGGUGAGGUUGAUGAGGACGGCGAGGAAGAGGAACCCUCAAUCGGAGAUCUUAUCAUGCAUUUUAUCGCUCUCUUCUGGAAAGUUCUCUUCUCAAUCGUUCCUCCGAGGUUCUGUGGCUCUGGGUACCCUGCGUUUGUGGUGUCUCUCUUUUUCAUUGGUGUGUUGACCGCCAUUGUGGAACAGAUUGCCAGUUUACUGGGUUGUGUCUGGGGCAUCAAACAGGCUGUUUCUGGUAUUACUUUAGUGGCUCUGGGUACAAGUUUGCCCGACACUUUCGCUUCUAGGUCUGCUGCUAUUCACGAUGAUUCCGCAGAUGCUGCCAUUGGCAACGUCACAGGAAGUAACUCGGUGAAUGUAUUCUUGGGUUUGGGACUACCCUGGUUGCUGGCAGUUUUCUGGAAAAAGGCUGAUCAGAGCGGACCCUUUAUGGUUGGCACCUUUAACCUCGAGUUUUCUGUGAUCUUAUUUGUCAUGUUGGCUUUGUUUGCUCUUCUUACUCUCAUCCUACGUCGAGUGAUACUGGGUGGUGAACUCGGAGGCAGCACUGUUGUCAAAUUCAUGACCGGUUCAAUAUGCUUAUUGCUCUGGUCUACCUACAUCAUCGUGGCAUCUCUGAAAGCCUACGGAAUCAUUAACAUUGGUUGAAGAAAUACGGGGAAGACCCGUUAAUUCUAUUUCGCGGGAUAUUAUUUAUUAGCUCAAACUCAUUAGGUCGUUGUUUCACUAACUUUUCUUACCUACCUCUAGAAUCUACUCUGUCUUAGAUAUUGGUUGGGGAAUUUACUAUGAAAUGUGCCUGAAACAAAACUCUUGAAGGGGCGCAGUUUCAUCCUUUGUUAUUGCAGAAGAUGUUUUGUAUCCAUUGUAGGAGUAGGAUUAGUACGUUAACGGUUGACUUAAUCGCUGUUUCCAAUAUUUGGCACCAAAUGCCAUGAUCUUCUUUCUUGAUUCUACGAAUCAGCUCGACUGAACAAGAUGUUUUUAUAAAGCUAACAAAGUAGGAUAUAACAUUGAUAACAAGAUCAAAGAUUUCUUCGUGAUGUCACAACUCAAGGGUCAUUUAUUUCGGACAUUUUUCAGGGAAUAUACCGUUCUUUGUCUGUUUGGUGAAAGAAUUUUGUAGAUAUUUCUGUUGAUUCGAUAUGUGAUAUAUGAGAUGUAUUUUUAUGAACGUUUUAUAAAA